Messenger RNA from Cynoglossus semilaevis (tongue sole), 1618 nucleotides. RefSeq names its product G protein-coupled receptor 45 (gene gpr45). Gene Ontology annotation, cellular component: membrane. Lineage: Eukaryota; Metazoa; Chordata; Actinopteri; Pleuronectiformes; Cynoglossidae. Gene Ontology annotation, molecular function: G protein-coupled receptor activity. Gene Ontology annotation, biological process: G protein-coupled receptor signaling pathway. The transcript is spliced from 3 exons. The coding region runs from base 377 to 1519 and encodes 380 amino acids. The record is from RefSeq and is a predicted model, not a curated record.
AUGCUGCAAUCGAUUUACGGCAGCAAAACGUUCAAAGUGGGAUAUUUUAAGAAAAUCCUGGCGAUGUUGGUGAACGCAGACACAGAGGAAACCUCCACAUACCACAGACGAGAAUAGAACUUAGAACCUGCUGGAGCCAAUGACUGACGGAGGAGAAAUGGACACCUGCUGACAUUUGUUUCAUGAAUAUGCCUCCGGGUUUAAUCAAGACUGUUUUCAAUUCUGAAGUCCAACUGAAGGCGGAGGACUUCACCUUGGAUGUCACCAUGGAGGACCAGCAGCAGAGAUACCACAGCCUGUCCACGCCACAUUAAUAAUCAGCCAUGUAGACUCUUUUUCUUGUUCUGGGUUGAAAUCCUCUGAGAUCUUUGCAGCCAUGGCCUUCUGUAAUGAAAGCCUGUUGGAGAAAUGUGACUUCAUGGAGCCAGAGGAAAGUCUGCCGUCAGAAUCUACGACUGUUCUGGCAUCGGUGACUCUCCGUGUCACUCUGGCAGCCAUAAUGAUUUUUAUGAUUACCAUCGGUUUUCUUGGAAAUGCCAUUGUGUGUCUGAUAGUUUACCAGAAACCUGCCAUGCGUUCUGCUAUCAAUCUCCUGCUGGCCACGUUGGCCUUUUCAGACAUCAUGCUGUCUGUGCUCUGCAUGCCCUUCACCGCCGUCACUGUCGCCACUUCUGACUGGAGCUUUGGGAGUGGUUUCUGCCGAGCUGCCAUCAUGCUGUACUGGCUGUUUGUCCUGGAGGGCGUGUCCAUCUUGCUCAUCAUCAGCGUGGACCGAUUCCUCAUCAUUGUUCAGCGGCAGGACAAGCUAACCCCACACAGAGCUAAGAUACUCAUUGCUGGUUCCUGGGUGUUAAGUUUGCUCGUGUCCCUGCCUUCAGUGGUGGGUUGGAGGACAGGUGCAGCUGGUAUUGGUGGCUCCUGGGCACCACAGUGUGUGCUUGGCUACAGUGAGUCAACGGCAGACCGUGCAUACACGGUGCUGUUGGCAGUUGCUGUGUUCUUUGUUCCAUUUACUGUCAUGUUGUACUCCUACAUGUGCAUCCUGAACACGGUGCGCCACAACACCCUCCGCAUCCACAACCACACCAGUGAGCACUCCUGUCUGCCGGCUCUCAACCAAGUCAGCAAAAUGAGGCUAAAUGGCCUACAGCGCCCUCCUCAGGUCAAGGUGGAUAUGAGCUUCAAGACCAGAGCCUUUACAACCAUCCUCAUCCUCUUUGUUGGCUUUUCCGUGUGCUGGUUGCCUCAUACAGUGGUCAGUCUGUUGGCCGUCUUCAGCAGACAGUUCUACUACAGCUCAGUCUUCUACCCCAUCAGCAUCGCAGCUUUAUGGCUCAGCUACCUGAAGACAGUCUUCAACCCCGUUAUCUAUUGCUGGAGGAUCAGAAAGUUCAGAGAAGCCUGUCAGGAGUUCAUACCCAAAAGCUGCAGACUGUGUCCCAAAGUGCCAGACAGGAGCCACAGAAGAGUCAGGCCAAGUAACAUUUAUGUAUGCAACGAAACUCAGUCGGCGGUUUAAUACCCGAGGAGAAUGUCAUACAUUAAAAAAAAACAGCAGCUGUUUACAGUUUCAAGGUCAUUCUUCAAUCUAUCUAUCUAUCCAUCUAUCUAUCUAUCU